AUGAGGUCUGGGUGCGGCGGAAAUAAGGACGCCUCCUACCCAGACCCGCGUGCCCCUGGAGACACGUGGGCUGGCCGGAACCUGCGGCUCGCCCGCUCCGCCCCGCCCUCCGGCCCCCGCCCCGCCCUCCGGCCCCCGCCCCGCCCUCGAUCUCCCCCUACCAAGGCAGGUCUGAGGCACUUCCGCUCAGAGCAGCCGCCUCCCGCCCUCAACCGGAACCGGAAGGCGGGGCCGGGCCGUCAUUCAACUUGCCCCCGCCGAUUACGGCGGGGCGACGCGCGCCUUGGGCCCGCCCAGGAAGGUUCCGCGGACGGAAGGCAGGCGCCUGGUCUAGGACGUCAUCGCGCUGACGCCGGCGUCCGCUCGGCCCCGCCUGCUCCGUUGAAAAUGCCGGACUCAACAUGGCGGCGCGCGCUCCGCCCGCUUCACCCCGGUGUUUCCUCUGGCGCGGGUAAGGGAGACGACAUUGUGGGCUCGUACCGUCUCCGGAUAGCUAGGGUCGGCCCUUACCUGCGAGUCCGUUAA
This is a messenger RNA of Rangifer tarandus platyrhynchus (Svalbard reindeer), 525 nucleotides long. The record is from the annotation of a GenBank genome assembly. Lineage: Eukaryota; Metazoa; Chordata; Mammalia; Artiodactyla; Cervidae.